This is a messenger RNA of Fomitopsis serialis, 2367 nucleotides long. RefSeq names its product HEC/Ndc80p family-domain-containing protein. The record is from RefSeq and is a predicted model, not a curated record. NCBI's taxonomy places the organism in Eukaryota, Fungi, Basidiomycota, Agaricomycetes, Polyporales, Fomitopsidaceae. Gene Ontology annotation, cellular component: Ndc80 complex. Gene Ontology annotation, biological process: attachment of mitotic spindle microtubules to kinetochore. The coding region runs from base 84 to 1964 and encodes 626 amino acids. The transcript is spliced from 10 exons.
CUUUGUCCUCAACGCCCAUCGCUCUGUCCAUCCUCCAUUCGUUUUCCAGCCGUUUGAUUUAUACAAAGGGAUCCAGACACGUCAUGUUUGACUCGGGGCGUCGCUCAACGAUGCAGCCCGCAGUCGACCCUCAUAACAAUGCCCGCUCGCACUUGCCUGUCCCUCCACUGGGUCCUUAUCCUCCUAUGGGACAAGUACCGGGCACCAAUCCAAGGCAAUCGAUGAUGCGCUCGCAGAAUGUCAAUCCGUUGCUGCAGAGCGCGACGAAGCCCAACUUCGGCCGUACACCCUUGCACAGUAGUACCCGAAGAGGAUCUAUGUGGGCUGGAGGAUCUCAAGGCUCAGCACCUUCCGGCAGUCAGGGCACCAAGGACACUCGACCCCUACGAGAUAGGCAGUUCCAAGCGAAGAUGCGACAGGAUGUCGUCACUUGGCUAUUGGACAACGGCAUGAAUUACUCCCCGCAGGUGUUGCAGCAAAUCACGAGCAAAGACUUUCGCACCGUAUACCAGGAUUUGGUGAGGCUGCUUGACCCAGAAUGGCCAUUUACGGAGCAGAAAUUCGAGGAGCAGUUCGUCCAAUCGUUGCGAGCUCUACGAUACCCAUACCUAGGUCAGCUAGAUAUCAGGACCCUGACGACUCCUGGAGCGAUGCAUACGUGGCCGCUCUUGUUGGGAGUGCUGCAUUGGUUAGCUGAGAUGGGAAGGGCGAGGACACGUUAUCUUGAAAGCAAAGACGUCACCCUGCAAGACUCGGAACUCGUACCUGACGAGUUCGAGGAUAUCAAUCACCACCAAGCUCUCGCGUUGGACCAUUGUACGCUCGCGUAUGGAAUGUUUCUAGAGGGCAAGGAUGCAUUUCCAGAAGAAGAGAAGAUUCUUGAGGCACGAUACGCGAGAAAGGACGAGAAGGUUGUGGCUCUACUUGAAAUGCAAAGGGAGGAACUGCACCGCGCUCAACUCGAACUGGAAGCCUUGGGGAAAGCGCCAGCACCAAUCGAGGACCUCAAGAAAGACCACGGGUUCAUAACGCGGGAUAAAGCAAAGUUCGAAGAAAUUCUCCGGCGCUGUGAAUCCAAGAAGAAGAAACUCAUCGACAGUCUGGCGCGAGAAAAAGCUGAUAUAGCAUAUCGGGUGUCCACCUUGGAAGAAUUGCAGGCGGAGGAAGCAAGGUUGGCGGCAGUUGUGAGGGAACAGAACCUCUCCCCUGAAGAGGUGAUCCGCAUGAACACCGAACAUGAGACUCUUACUCGUGAUCUCGAAACACUCAAGCACAAGAUCGCGGAAACGAACCAAGUCCUGGUGAAGCUCGAAGUCUCGCUCACGAGGAAAGUUUCAGAUGCGGAGGAGGCGCUGGAUAUGUACGCGAACCUCUUGGCAAACCUCGGACUAUUCCCGCCCCUGCCACCGCCCCUCGAGGGUGUCGAUCUGACGCUGGACCUCAAUUCAGCGGCGGCUAACCCGCAGAACCUGCUCUCGGGUGCAGACAUCCGGAGGGUCAUCAAGCCAACUCUCAGCCGCGUCGCCGAGAUGAAGCGCACUGAGCGUGCGGACGUCGAGAGCGAGCGGAUCAAAGUGGAUAAUGAGCUCGACCAGCUGACCCUCGAAUGCGAAAAUAUGGACGAGGAGGUGCUGGAGACCAGUAACAAGGUCAACGCUCUAAAUGACCAGGCCGAUGAAUUACGAGAGGCUGCUCAACAAGAAGCCCUAGUCAGCAACGCUGAAGCGACUCGGCUGGAACGAGAUCUUGCGCAGGCUAGGACAGCCGCGCUCGCUAAUGGCGUCGGUGUCAAGUCCCGUCUCCAAGCUCUACAGAUUGCCCACCGAGAACAAAUUGACAAAGUCAAUCGUCUCAAGGACGAAACAAUGCGCGCAAUCAUCAAGAACAGUAGCGAUAUCGUCAUGUUCAAGGAGGAAGUGUCCAAACAGCUCAAGCACCUCAGAGAUUUCGCCGAGGCCAACUAAGCAUCUACCGCAUCUGACGCGGUGCUAUAGUCUUGCGCCAUCGACCUCCCAGCAGUGUAUUAUUGCCUUAGUCAGUGCACUUUCCGUAUGCGGUACAUUUAUACUAUCUAUUUGACUCGACGCAGGAUUCGGUAGCAUCGUACGCUCGACAUCUCCGGAAGGGUGGAAUCGAUGAGAGUAUACGCCCCACGAUGCCGAGAAUCUGUCCGAGGAUAUUGCAGCUGAUUCGCCAACCGAGGACUCUCCGUGACUCGAACUGUCAUGAACGAUUCUGCCUACGGUUGCGAUGAGGGCGUGCGCCCAGUGGUUUCCCAAGGAGGGUGUCUGGCCGCAUAUGGCUUUCACACGCGUUGCUACGGUGCACCCUUUCAUGUACGUAUGCUUCUCAGCGACUACCACUUGA